GUAAUCCGCGGGACCCGGAGUUCGUAAUUCAUCGGAGAGCCCCAGGUAGAGGGGAAAAGUGAGAGCGGGUAUAAAAGGGAAAUUCUUAUUCCCCCUAGACCACAGUCGAGAAGUGCUCAUCUCCUUUUCGUUCGCUCGCCGAGUAAUUCAUGAUCGAUCGGUGCCUCUGACCCGAUUUCGAAUCACCCAGUGAAGUCGUUUUACCUGCGAGUACACGCAAUGAAGUUUCUGGUAAGCCGUUAUUUUCUUUCUUUCCUCCUGGAAGAAUCACGGAAUCAUCAUCAAUUUUUUUACUCCAACAUGAACGAACAUAUUUUUUUUUAACCGUUUUAAAUGAGAAGUUACCUCUAAGUGAAUAUUCUGAGACGCACUGGCGCGGAUCUUGUUCAAUUUUUUCUUUUCUCCUGGACCAUUUGCAAUGACAGUAUCUCAUUAGUUCUUGAGGACGACAUGCGUGGAAAAACUUAUCGAGAGUUUUAGAAAGCGGAUCGCACAAAAUCCGGACCGUUCUCUCGCAAAAUGAGAAGACACUCGUCCUGCCGGUCUCCGUCGAUUCGCCACGCGUUGCUCUAAUAGGAGAAAUCUGCGAUUAACGUAGAAGUAAGACGAUACUUUCCCUGAAAAAAGUCGUAAAAAAAUAAUAAAGUACCUGCGACGCAGGGUAAACGUCCUGCGUUAAAAUUUAAGCUGCAGAACGUAACGAUCGGUAGCGGUGGCAAGCCGCGGUAAUUGAAACGUUCAUUGCGUAUUAUCUAAUAAGAAGUAGCGAGGUUCCCGCGGUGAUGCAACCCAGCGUCGUCUCCUCGCAUGCAAAUCGCGAAAGUAUCUAUAAAUUGGCCAACCGGACGAGCAGCCGACCGUAAAAGGGCUCGCCGGAAGCCGUGGGUACUAGCCGCGUUGUUGGGGUUGACCCUUGCCCAAGAACCUCUCCAUCAUGGUCGCAACACCUACCGCGAGGACGAAAGGCAACCCUCCGACGACAGGCACUCCACCACCACGUACAUUCCCAUUUUGCAAUGGAACAAACAGCAGGAACACGACGGCACGUACAAGGCCAGCUACGAGACCGGGAACAACAUCAUCGCCGAGGAGAGCGGAUACAUCAAAACCUUAGGAGAAGGCGCGGACCAGACGGAAGCUCUCGUUCAGCAAGGAAGUUAUUCUUACACGAGCCCCGAGGGCCAGCUAAUCACCGUACAUUACACCGCCGACGAAACUGGAUUCCACGCUUCCGGAGACCACAUCCCGACGCCUCCUCCGGUCAGCGAGGAGAUCCAAAAAGGCCUCGACCUCAUAUACGCCGGAAUCCGCCAGCAGCAGGAGGCCGACGCUCGCGAGGCUUCCCAAAAGUCUCAGCAGCCCUUCAACCAGCAGAUCGACCGGAGAGACGACGCCGACCGGAAAUAUCGCCAGUGA
Messenger RNA from Orussus abietinus, 1416 nucleotides. It is a transcript of the gene Cpr49Ah, whose product is annotated as endocuticle structural glycoprotein ABD-4. The record is from RefSeq and is a predicted model, not a curated record. Gene Ontology annotation, cellular component: chitin-based extracellular matrix. The coding region runs from base 808 to 1416 and encodes 202 amino acids. Lineage: Eukaryota; Metazoa; Arthropoda; Insecta; Hymenoptera; Orussidae. The transcript has 4 exons. Gene Ontology annotation, molecular function: structural constituent of chitin-based larval cuticle.